AUGUCUACCCGACCUCCGCCGACGUUACUUCCCCCGGACGCGGGUCAACACGACAAGCACGAAGGCAGCGUGUCCUCGCCUGGAUCCACCGCCGCUGGGGGUGGUGGUGGGUCUACUACCAGCGCCACGAGCAACGGCACCACCACCACCACCACCUCAUCCUCCUCCUCCAACUUUCCUCUUUCGCGAAACGAUGCCUGUCAUUUUGCUUCCUCUCAUGAGCUCCAGCUAGUCGAUAACCUGGUGACUCUCCUCACCAAGAAUCGUGGUCGCGCUCCAUCCAGUGCCAAUGGCACCAGCAAUAACAGCAACAGCAGCAACAGCAAUAGAUCUUGA
Molecule: messenger RNA, 336 nt
Organism: Geosmithia morbida
Lineage: Eukaryota; Fungi; Ascomycota; Sordariomycetes; Hypocreales; Bionectriaceae
Exons: 2
Coding region: 1-336 (111 amino acids)
Source: RefSeq, a predicted model, not a curated record